GGACAGGUACCUCAUGGUGCAAGUGGGAAUCGACCUUGGGUAAGAUGAGUAUAUAAACUGAGGUGAAUUUUGGAGAAGUCAUUACAGUUUUACUCAGUCUCGGGUAUCUUACUAAUUGCGCUUUUCAACAUGAUCGCUAAGGUUGCUAUUCUUUUCGCUGUUGUUGCAGCUACCCAUGCUGUUGGUCUUUUGCAUGGGCAUGGACAUUUAGUGAGCACAGGAGCCAGUACUAGCGCUCGCAGCCAAGAUGCUUUCGGCAACUAUGCUUUCGGAUAUGACAUCGUCAAUGGUGUCGGCGCCGCUAACUCUAGAUCCGAAGUAGGUGAUGCCCAUGGCAACAAAAAAGGAUCCUACACCAUCGCUGGCAUCGAUGGCAGGGCCAGACGCGUAGACUACGUCGCUGACGGACAUGGAUUCCGCGCUACCGUCAAGACCAACGAACCUGGAACAGCUGCCAGUGCUCCCGCUGCUGCCCUCGUCGCCAGCCCUUAUGCUGGACCUGUCGCUCCAGUUGUCAAUCAUGUAGCACCCGCUGCUGCCGUCGUAGGACAUGCUGCUGUUGCCGCUCCUCUGGCUUAUGGUUUGCAUGGAGCCGGACACUUGGGUUAUGGCUUGCAUGGAGCCGGACACUUGGGUUAUGGCUUGCAUGGAGCCGGACACUUAGGUUAUGGUUUGGCCGGACACGGUCUCCUUGGACAUGGAGCUCUUGCACACGGCCUCGGACACUACGGACUCCAUUAAGUCAUCAGUGAUGUGUUUGCUGUUUCUCCAACUGUGAUCGGAAACCUCAUCUCAUCAUUUCAAACGGAAAAUGUUACCACCUUUCUUCUAUAAAAGCUUUAUUUUUAUUGUGCGUCUUCUUUAGUGACUGCAAUCUGUGAAACCUGUUUCUUCGCGCACAAGAAACUGGAAGUUGUACGUGUUCUUUAAAAUUUUGGGAGCGCUUCGAAGUGUUGAAUUUUGUACUCACAUGUACAGAUGUAGCUUUAUAAUUUAUUUAAAUGGGAUUUAUUUGAGCUGUAAAUAAAUGUUCUGAUAAAAAACAUUAA
This is a messenger RNA of Stegodyphus dumicola, 1049 nucleotides long. Its product is annotated as adult-specific rigid cuticular protein 15.5-like. Gene Ontology annotation, molecular function: structural constituent of chitin-based larval cuticle. Gene Ontology annotation, cellular component: chitin-based extracellular matrix. Lineage: Eukaryota; Metazoa; Arthropoda; Arachnida; Araneae; Eresidae. The record is from RefSeq and is a predicted model, not a curated record.